This is a messenger RNA of Athalia rosae (coleseed sawfly), 1206 nucleotides long. It is a transcript of the gene mRpL10, whose product is annotated as 39S ribosomal protein L10, mitochondrial. Bases 136 to 912 code for a protein of 258 amino acids. Gene Ontology annotation, cellular component: mitochondrial large ribosomal subunit. Lineage: Eukaryota; Metazoa; Arthropoda; Insecta; Hymenoptera; Athaliidae. Gene Ontology annotation, molecular function: structural constituent of ribosome. The transcript is spliced from 3 exons. Gene Ontology annotation, biological process: translation. The record is from RefSeq and is a predicted model, not a curated record.
AUGCAGGAUUUGGAACGGUACAGACCGCAAGUAGUAAUGAAAGCAAGUUUACGAUUAUUAAAGGCUAGGUCGGAAAAACUCGAUUGUUAAACACGAAAUUUGCACCGCCAGGUUGGAUAAGAGAGUCAAACAACGAUGACGUCACUCCUGAAUAAAGCUUGGUUGUUACCACCGAGACAGUUGAUUGUACAACCAAAGAGAUUCCGCGGGAAAAUAAAUAUCCAAAAGCCUAAACCACCGCACUAUGAACGAGCGAGGGUCAUGAAAUUUGUAGAACCUGUCUAUGCAAGCUGGAAAAGAGGCAAAUCUUUGGACGAACUGUGCAAAAAACCAGACCAAGUAGGUUUCCCAAAGCCAGACAACCCCCUAGAGCGAAUUAUUGCUCGUGAGGCUUAUAACUGGCUCAGCAGUUCGCGAAUGGUAGCGUUUUUCCAUUUAAAUCCAAUGACAACGGACGAUAGAUUCAAAUUAGCUGUUGCUCUCAAGAAAGUUAAUAUGUAUAUAAAAGUUUACGGGCGUGAUACCUUAGCGAUAGCUGUAGAGAACACCCCAUAUAAGGCUAUUCUCCAGCUGUUCAUCUCUCACAACAUCAUUGUGUUCAGUCCAGAACCAAAUGUUAAACAGCUAUUAAAAAUUGUCCGCAAAGUACCCUCAGUUGUCCUUAUGGCUGGAAUACUCGAUGGAAAGUUUGUCGAUAAAAAAGAGUUUGUGAAUUAUGCUUCACUUGGUGAUCUCACAGCAGUGAGAACAGGACUUGUACAGGUGCUGCAAAAUGCAGGCGGUGUAAACCUCAACCGUCAGUUGACCCAUCAUCAGUCAUUGCUUGUUUCUCGUUUACAACAAAUUUCAUCUCCAGACUCAACUGAGGACAAAGCUGAACCAACAACACCCACAGCGGACGCCGCUGUUUGAUACUGCAGUUCGUAAAUAUAAUUUAUUCAUCAAAGAGUUACAUUAAUUUUUCAAUAAAAAUCACUCAAAGAUACAAAAAUGUAGGAACGCAAUUGAAAUGAUGUUGUAUGUAUGUUUCUUUCAUAUGCUGAUAUAUGAAUAUUAGUAUGUAAAUAAUGAUAUCGUUUCAACGUGAUAAUUCUGAAGAAGAUAACAGUUUUCUUUUCAUUCUGUUCUUUAAAUUAUCAAAGCUUUAUCCCUGAAGAGAAUAUUUACAUAAAUAGUUCAUGUAUAAAUACAAUGGUAUAUCACGUU